UCAUAUGUAUUAUAUAUAAAUAAAUAUAUGUACAGCGUAUGUAUAAAUAUCUCACGCGCUUCCAUUUUCAAAUCAAAGCAAAUCAAACUCUCUUCCCACACGUCAAAGAUCAGUCUACCGAUUUCUUCGUCACCAGAUAAGAGGGUGAACAACUUGCUCUAAUUAAGAGGCAGGAGUGUAGAGAUGGUGAAGUUGACGAUGAUAGCUCGUGUUACUGAUGGCCUUCCAUUAGCAGAAGGACUGGAUGGUGGCGGUCGUGAUCCACAAGAUGAAUUCUACAAGCAGCAGGCCAAAUCUAUAUUCAAGAACCUGUCGAAGGGUCAAAAUGAGCCUUCAAGAAUGUCAUUAGAAACUGGUCCUUAUGUUUUUCACUAUAUUAUUGAAGGCCGUGUUUGUUAUUUGACGCUGUGUGAUCGAUCUUAUCCAAAGAAAUUAGCUUUUCAAUACCUGGAAGAGCUCAAAAACGAGUUUGAGAGAGUCAAUGGUAGUCAAAUUGAAACUGCAGCUAGACCCUAUGCAUUCAUCAAAUUUGAUACAUUCAUACAAAAAACCAAGAAAUUAUAUUUGGACACCCGCACACAACGGAACAUUGGAAAAUUGAAUGACGAACUUUAUGAAGUCCAACAAAUAAUGACGCGCAAUGUACAAGAAGUUCUUGGAGUUGGUGAAAAGUUGGACCAGGUUAGUGAGUUAUCAAGCCGUUUGACCUCUGAAUCUCGUGUUUAUGCUGACAAGGCAAGAGAUCUAAAUCGACAGGCUUUGAUUCGGAAAUGGGCUCCGGUUGCCAUUGUGAUUGGGGUGGUUCUUCUCCUCUUUUGGGUCAAGAAUAAGAUAUGGUGAUUUCAUCUGCUGGUGCAAUAUGGCUGGUCUAUUGUCACUUAAUCGGUGGAUUUUUCGGGCUUCCCCUUUAAAGAAGCUUUAUAGGGAUAUAUCAAUGUGCUGAGGAUCAAUAGAUGUUGGUAGGAUAGCAAAUGUGUAUCUUCAAUGGUUAUGAGCAUUGAAAGCAACUAGAAGAGAUAAUCUUGGAAAUUUUUUGUACUACAUCAGUACGAGCUUCAAUCCAGGCUUCUUGUAUUAACUCGGUAGAUUUAGACAUAUUACUUUCAAAUCGGGAGUUUUCAUUCGAUUCUA
Messenger RNA from Cornus florida, 1131 nucleotides. RefSeq names its product 25.3 kDa vesicle transport protein SEC22-1-like. Gene Ontology annotation, biological process: vesicle fusion with Golgi apparatus; retrograde vesicle-mediated transport, Golgi to endoplasmic reticulum; endoplasmic reticulum to Golgi vesicle-mediated transport. Gene Ontology annotation, molecular function: SNAP receptor activity. Gene Ontology annotation, cellular component: endoplasmic reticulum membrane; SNARE complex; Golgi membrane. The transcript is spliced from 6 exons. The record is from RefSeq and is a predicted model, not a curated record. The coding region runs from base 184 to 840 and encodes 218 amino acids. Lineage: Eukaryota; Viridiplantae; Streptophyta; Magnoliopsida; Cornales; Cornaceae.